Pieris macdunnoughi is the source of this 1101-nucleotide messenger RNA. NCBI's taxonomy places the organism in Eukaryota, Metazoa, Arthropoda, Insecta, Lepidoptera, Pieridae. The record is from the annotation of a GenBank genome assembly.
AUGUCAGACAAUUUUAGGAUCUUAAGCGAUAUCUCGCCUGUUUUUCGACCAUAUAUUCAAAGUAUUUAUCAGGAUUUAAAGCUUGGACUAUGUAAGACAAAAAUUGAUUUAGAGAGAAUAUCUGGAGGUAUAGAUUCAGUUGAAACACAGCUUCGUUUAGUGCUCCCUUAUUGUUCAAAGAAAUUAAAAUGGGAGGUUAUAUUUGAUUCCUCAACCCCAUGGUUUGCCCCAGAUUUUAGGUUUGAUGAUGAUAAUUUUCUAUCAAAUGCUGAUGAAGAAUUGCUAAAUAAGGAAGUUCCAAGUCUUUGUCAAUGGAAUUCAAGUGACCCAAAAGCUUUAUGUGGAGCUAUAUCUGAACUUAUUAAUUUGUAUAAAAUUUACCAGGUUAGGAAGCUAAAUGAAGAUGAUAGUUCUCGAGCAGCUUUUGAAUACAGUGCUUUAUUAGGCAAUGCAUUAACUACUGAAGAAGAUGUGGAAGUAUGGGUGGGUGCACACAUUGUAGAGUUUCUAAUCAAACUAAAAGUUAAUACAACAAAGUUACCUGAAUUAUUCAAUGAAAGCUUAGACAUAAAUCCUGGUAUAGAUACAGCACUACUACUAGUAAGAUAUCCAAACUCUACAAAUGCGGAACUGAUUCUUUCACCCUUUCUGUCUAAAGUUCUUGGAAACAUUACAUUACCCCUGAUGCAUCAAAGCGGAGUGCUUAUGGAUUAUGUACCAAUGGUCACCAAUCUUUUAAAUAAUAAGAUUCAGGAUAUAAUAAACAAUGACAGAGUUAAACGUGAAUUGUUAGCUCAACUAAUAAUUAAGUAUGAAGGUGCAAUAUUAGAGCAUGAUGGGACAAGUGCGGCAUUGCUGUUUCAAACAAAUGAUUUUCAUUGGAUACUGCAGAUUGAUAUUGAUGCAAAUUUUCCAGAAAAGCCUCCAGUUUUAACACUCCGCUCUGUAUAUCACAGCUCAAAAGGAAAGCCAAAAUUUAAAGUUUUGUCAAAUUGUCCACACAAUAACUUUGAAGCAUACAUCGAACAGCAAGUUGAAAUAUUUAAGAAUGAAUGUAAAGGAGUAACUGCAAGCCAUCCUGUUGGUAUUAUUGAUAAUUAA